Messenger RNA from Aureobasidium melanogenum CBS 110374, 1494 nucleotides. Its product is annotated as purine-cytosine permease FCY21. Gene Ontology annotation, cellular component: plasma membrane; fungal-type vacuole membrane. The record is from RefSeq and is a predicted model, not a curated record. Gene Ontology annotation, molecular function: transmembrane transporter activity. Bases 1 to 1494 code for a protein of 497 amino acids. The transcript is spliced from 3 exons. Gene Ontology annotation, biological process: transmembrane transport. Lineage: Eukaryota; Fungi; Ascomycota; Dothideomycetes; Dothideales; Saccotheciaceae.
AUGCCAACCGAAAUCGACGAUGAGUCCACUCUUGCUGGUGGUCCUUCUGGCUUAAGGCGACAUAUCAAGAACCUUGAGCACAGCCUAGCCCACUACAACCUUGAGGCUCGCGGCAUCCAGCGCGUCAUGCCAAAUGAGCGUCACAGCUUGAGAAACCUGGGAUACUCUCAAGUUGGUCUUCUGUGGUUCAGUGUCAAUCUUGCUGCCAACAACAUCACCCUUGGAAUGCUCGGCCCAGCUGUUUACUACCUUUCAUUCUUGGACUGUUCUCUGUGUGCCGUCUUCGGUAUGCUUGUCGGAUGCCUCCCAGUUGCCUAUAUCGCCACUUUUGGGCCUGUCAGUGGUAACAGAAGCAUGGUCUUAGCUCGCUACACCAUGGGCUGGUGGCCAGCUAAACUGGUUGUUAUCCUCAACAUAAUCGUGCUGCUUGGCUACUGCUUGAUCGAUGCCGUGGUAGCUGGCCAAAUUCUUUCUGCUGUCUCACCGCAUGGGUCUCUCUCAGUCAUCGUUGGUAUCGUCAUUGUUGCCGUCCUGACUUGGGCCGUCACCAUCUUUGGCUACAGCGUCUUCCACUUCUACGAGCGUUACGCAUGGCUUCCCCAACUCAUCGUUCUUUCUCUACUCGCUGGUGUAGCCGGUCCGAAGUUCGAUCUUGAGACACCCUCCACUGGCGAACAUCUGACCAUAAUCGGCAAUCGCUUGUCUUUCUUCAGUCUGUGCCUCUCUGCAGCUAUCACCUACGCAGGUGGAGCCGCCGAUUUCUUCGUCUACUAUCCCGAGGAGACCCCUCGCUGGAAGAUCUUCUCCGUCACUAUGUGCGGUUUAGCUUUGUCGUUCACCUUCGCGUUCAUUGUCGGCAUUGGAUUGGGCUCUGGCAUCGCUACCAACGCCUCUUGGGGGGAUGCAUACAAGGUCUCGCAAGGUGCUCUUAUCGUCGAGGGCUUCGCUCCCCUAGGAGAUUUUGGUAAAUUCUGUGGUGUCAUUGUGGCUCUUGGUCUGAUUGCCAACAUGAUCGCUCCUACCUACAGUGCAGGCAUGGACUUCCAAGUCCUUGGUCGAUGGAUGACUGUCGUGCCUCGCAUUGUUUGGAACACUCUGGGUGUCGUCAUCUAUACUGUAUGCGCCAUCGCUGGUCGUGAGAGUCUUGCAGCCAUUUUCACCAAUUUCCUUGCGCUCAUGGGAUAUUGGGUAUCGAUCUGGAUCGCCAUUUCUCUUGAGGAACAAUACAUCUUCCGUACCUGGAGAGGUCUCGGAUUCAAUUGGAACUCUUGGAAUGAAAAGAGCAAGAUGCCUAUUGGCAUUGCCGCUAUCAUUGCCUUCCUUGUUGGUUGGGCUGGAGCAAUCCUUUCUAUGGCGCAGGUCUGGUAUAUUGGUCCGAUUGCCAAGCAAGUUGGAGAGUAUGGCGGUGAUAUGGGCAACUACGUCGGAUUUGCCUGGGCAGCACUGUUCUACCCCCCUCUCAGAUGGUUCGAGCUGAAGAAAUUUGGCCGUUGA